Messenger RNA from Lachancea dasiensis, 477 nucleotides. The record is from the annotation of a GenBank genome assembly. Lineage: Eukaryota; Fungi; Ascomycota; Saccharomycetes; Saccharomycetales; Saccharomycetaceae.
AUGCCUUCCAAAAAUUCUAUCAACAGGCCAAAACAGCAAAUCAACCUCACUCGCAAGAGCCGCUCUUUGGCCAAGAAGAGAGAUGCCAUGGACAAGGCAGGUCUGCUGAGACCAGCCAGAUCUGCGGAAAGCUCUAAAUCUGGCCUGGCCAAAUCAGUGCCUCUCGACCUCUACAAGGGAGAGGGCCUCACCGCUGGUCCCCUCACCACCAAGACCCUGUCGAAGAAGAGAGCUAAGAAAAUUGAGAGAAAUCUCAAGUACGCAGAACAAAGAAAACUGCUGGUAGAUGUACAGAAAAACAUGGAAGACGGUAUGGAGCUCGACUCUGUUAGUGCCGCAGAAACUGCUCCGGCCGCCAAGAGCAAUCUAGAACGUGUGAAAGCAGCAUUUUUCCAGGCCAUGGAGGACACCACUAGCCAUGCCCUAACGCUGGAGCCCGGUUCUGGAACCACCCUGGGCGGUCCCUUCUUCCCAUGA